Molecule: messenger RNA, 4227 nt
Organism: Acanthopagrus latus (yellowfin seabream)
Lineage: Eukaryota; Metazoa; Chordata; Actinopteri; Spariformes; Sparidae
Gene: tmem51a
Product: transmembrane protein 51a
Exons: 3
Coding region: 495-1298 (267 amino acids)
Source: RefSeq, a predicted model, not a curated record
CUCCCUCCUGUCUGCUGCCUCUCCCUCGUUCCCUCCCUCCUCCCUCUCUUCUUCUGGGCCCAUCCGUCUCAGAGGAAAGUCCCUGACCCUUAAUCGAUGUUUGUCACCAGAAAUUAUGUCACUUAAACUCCCGUCUGCGUCGGCGGAGCUGUGAAAAUACAUUUGAACGCCUCGCAGCUUCGAGAGAGGAGGAGGAAGAAGAAGAGCGGGAGUACUUGUUGUGAGCGAUGCAGAGGUGAGUGGAAAGCCGACUCGCUCUUGUUGUGUGUCCGUGAAUGUUACUUCUAAAGUUACACGUUGGCUGAAGUUCCUGUUCCCGCGACGUUUUGUAUCCAGCGGUGUUCAAAACAAAACAGAAAAAAAAAAAAAAAGAAAAAAAGAAAAACCCCGCCUGGUGUGUGAGUGAGGCGGACGGACGCUGCAGGGUGUUGGCGAAACAACAAUGUCUUUGACCUCACUGGAGCUGGUGGAACAGACAUUUUUGGACUAACAAUAUGCAUUCCAGUGUGGACAGACCAGCAAACAGAGGACCACCCCUUGGCAGCAACAACAAUAACAACAACAGCAGCGAAAACAACGGAAACUCAGGUUCCCAGUAUGCACUGUGUGCUCUGGGGGUCGGGCUCGUUGCCCUCGGCAUUGUGAUGAUUGUGUGGAGCGUGGUACCUGUGGACGCUUCCGUGAAUAGCAGCAGCAGUUCAGGAGGACACAAUGAUACAAGCAGCAGGAAAAAUAAAGCGUCGUCUGUGGCGUUUGUGUUGGUGGGAUCAGGUGUCGUCAUGCUGCUGCUGUCCGUGUGUCUGGGAAUGAGGAACAAACAGCGGGAGCAGAUGAGGCUUCAGGAGGCCCAGAACAACGCAGGAGCGGCAGCAAGUGCACACGAGGAAAGAGAAACGGCUGAGGAACAAGCCCAGCGUUUUGCUGUACCAUCGUAUGAGGAGGCAGUAGGCAGUGGCCAGUACCCUGUCCGUCAGAGCAACCUGCGCCCAAGCAACUCCCAGCUACCUUCCUACGAUGACCUGGUCCAAGUCGAUGGCGUACAGUAUGAAUUCGAGGGGUCAGAGGUCACGGCUCCUGGGUUGCAGCCGGCGCCAACUCCUGCUACUGCUGCUGCUGCUUCCACAUCAAAUCGAAGACCUGGGAAAACCGGCCGCAAGCUCCUCCCUAUCAAGAUCCGCAGGAUUAAAUCGGAAAAGCUGCACAUGAAAAACUUGGAUAACUCUCAGCCAGCAGCUGGAAUCAGCAUAGAACCACUUACCCCACCACCGCAGUACGAGGAUAAAGUGCCACCGAUUUAAGAUCCAGCUGAUCGUGUUUGAGACAUCCUACUGAAACUCAUGAAAUAGUCUCUGACAGGUGGACCCGGAUGGACCUUGUUAAACCAAGACUUGAAGGUGGCUGUUUCUUCAGAACAUUCUCAGUGGCUCAGUAAUUCAUCAUUCAUGCAACAUCGCUCCAAAGCACUGAACAGAGAAAUCUUUAUGUUUUUUCUAAUUUUGGAUCUCACUGGAUCUCUGAAACAGAAGCGUGACGGACAUAGUUGCUGGAUCCAUCAUUACUGUGACAGAUUCUGUCGCACUGUGACACUUUGGGUUAAAAGCACACGCCAAAUACAGUUUUCCUUUCUUGUCAAAGUAUUUCUCAGUUUAUGCUUUAUCUUCAUGUAACCCACUCCCCAGUGGACUGGGUAGGGAGUUGACAGUGGAAGAGAUCACAGAACAUCAACCAGGAUUUGUGUGGACACUUGCGGGGCGCUUCUCUUGUGAAGUAGCGGCUGUUUAGACAGUUUUUUCUUUUUCAUCUGGGAGACUCUGGAUUGUGACUGCCAGUGAUUAACCAAACAUAUGCCCCAUGGUGAGUGACUGAGCAUUGUGUAAACUCAACUGGAUUGACCUGAUGUGAUGUGAUCUACUCAGAAACUCUCCCUCAUUGUCAACAGAAUUGUCUCUCCUGGUCCUCCAGAGCUUUGCAGCUCAGAGCUUCAAGACAAUGUUUAUUGGUGUUGCACAGAGCCCGGCCACUAACCCACUUCCAUGUUAGCCUCUGUUUAGGUUUCAGUUAAAAUUGUUUAUCUGCCUCCUUGAAAAGCUAAAAAACAGGUUUUACGCUACAUAUUGUGAAAUGAGGUCUUUGGACCAAACAGUUUAGGAAUCUCUUAUUUUCAAUCAAGAUAAUACACAGCUCUGUUAGCAUUUAUCAGCUACAGCUCCCAUGACUCUCAGCCAUAGGCACUCUACCAAAACCUAGGAAAUGUACUGUUUAAUGCUAACAAAAUGUCACUUGUUUUAUCUUAGUUAUAAUAUCAAGACACUUGAAUGUUAUGGUCGAGUACAGCAGUAUAUUUAUUUAACAGUCCCGGUUUUAUGCUUCACUUCACAACGACAAAUAAAAGAAACUUGGAAUAUUUAUCUUCAUCUGAGUAAACAAGCUGUUCUCGGAAGAUAAUAAGGUAUUCACAACACUGUUUGUUGCUUAUUUAGUGUAUUCAGUCAUAAAUAUGAAGUAGUUUAUUUUGUUUAAAAAAAAAAAAAUCACUCAAUGAAGAUUUUUCUCUUUUAAACAAAAUGUUUCCUAAAAUGACACGGUGCACCUUUAGGGCUGGUGGAACACAAGCUCGCCUGUAAAUCGGAGUGCUGCUUCAGCUGUUCAUGAUGUUAAGGAUGGUGACAUUUCUUUACUGAGCAGGUCGCAGUUAGCAAACAGCUUCCAAGCAACAUCUAGCAGCUACUGAAUAAAAUUGGCAUGACACUGGCGCCUUGUUUUGUGCUAAGUGAUACAUGUAGGGCCAAAUUCAAUGUGUUUUUAGCGCUGCUUUGGAUUCCAACAAAUCCUAAAAAGUAUAGCUGGGACUUAAUCCUGCUAAAUGCUUAAUUCUCCUCAUUAUUUAGCUUGCUAAAUGCUAAAUGGUCCUCACGAAGAACUUGUUUACUUUGGCUAAGGAUUUAGUAUUCAGGCUGAAAUGUAUAUUUAAACCAAUGGUCAUCAUGAAGGUCAUCAUUAGGUUACUUUUUAAGAGCGACUUAUUUCAUGUUGCCCUCAAGGAGUGCUAAUGCUAACUGACUGCAGCUCUGGGUUUGCCCUCCAGUCGUACACACUGAAGUGAAGUGUGUUUGUGUUCAGAACAACGCUGCUGCUGCUCGUGAAACAUUUCAAAAGACGUACGACUGAAACCUGAGCUCUAAUGUGUUUCCCCUCGGCGCAGUUGUCGCCAUUCGUCUGUGUGAGAGCGUGGAUAGCUGCAAGCGUCGGCCCCGUAGCCAUGGUGAACGCCGCGGAGCUGUGAAGGCAGCAGUGUCGUCUCCGCUUCUCUCCGGGCUUGUUUUUGUUCUUACCAGCGAUGACCAACAGAAAGACUCUUUGACUGUGCAGCUGCAGCGUAAUAACAGCAAAACUGUUGCUCACUCGCUUACUCAUCGCCAUUCCUCCAACCACAGCUUGUCUUGCAACCCAGUUCUCACUUUGAGGUAUGCAGGCAGCUCUGAGGUCUCUUUAGGGGGAAUUUUUGAGUUCUAUUGCCAUACUUUUUAUUUUUUUUUAUCAAAUAGGCUGUCAACAAACUUUUCUUUCUCCUUCAGGCUAGAUGCGUUUCGAUAUGAACAGCAGAAGCCAGGUGGAAUAUUUUAUAACUGACUUCAUCACCCAGUCCUACACUGUCUACUUGAAGUCUAACUCUGUGUAGUUAAUGCCACUCAAUCAUUGUCAGCUGGUUUUAGUGUAUGUUGAAAGGUUUUGUGUUAAGCCUGAAGACACAAAGUCAUUGAGUGACUUCAGGUUUUGUGAUUGGUUCACAGCAAGCUGCAGUGUGCCAGCAUGACUCUGACUUAUUUUUGAAGUUGAAACUUUCCACACAAUGUAUUAAGUUUUUAUUUUUUCGUCAUGUUCAGUGCUGCAGACAGAGUCGUUGUACCUCACUUUUACAAAAGGGCCGGUGACUACAUGAUUGAUUUCAUUAUUACGUGAUCCAAAUGUUUGACAGUGAUAAAAAAAACUUUGAGUGUUUUGAUGUAGCGGUCACUUACUGCCUAAAUUGGAUGAGUGCCAGAAACAUGCUAUUUGUUGUCCGUUUCCUUCAUUGUCGCCUUUUUUUUAUGAAUCUAUAUUUCUUUUAUAUGUACUGUGAAAAUGUGCUUUUCUAUGAUAACUCUUAUUUUCUAUUUUUCUGAAGAGUGAAAAAGUCUCAUGAACAUUUUGUGAGAAAUAAAAGGAAGUAUUUGUUAAGUAACCUAA